This is a messenger RNA of Mangifera indica (mango), 1626 nucleotides long. Its product is annotated as probable protein phosphatase 2C 34. The transcript has 6 exons. Gene Ontology annotation, molecular function: protein serine/threonine phosphatase activity. Gene Ontology annotation, biological process: protein dephosphorylation. The coding region runs from base 355 to 1461 and encodes 368 amino acids. NCBI's taxonomy places the organism in Eukaryota, Viridiplantae, Streptophyta, Magnoliopsida, Sapindales, Anacardiaceae. The record is from RefSeq and is a predicted model, not a curated record.
CAUUUUUAAGCAGAAGCAGAGCUGACAAAUAGUGGUUUGUGUAUUUGUAAUUGUAUGUACAGAGAAAGACUUGCCUUUGUUUUCUGCUCCACACAUAAAAAGAUAGAAACACAACCCAACAAAGCUUCUUUUCAUCAUGGAUUAUAGUCUUUCUCUGGAUUUUCUCUCUGGAAAUCUCACCGCCAUUCCUCACUUCUGCGUCAGUUUCCGGCAGCUGACGUCCGCUUCACGCCACCUUCGUCAUACUUCUGCUCUCUGAUCUGGUUUCUUCCUUCAAGAUAUUGAGUGUAAUCAAAGGGAGAGAAGUGAAGAGCCAUUCAUUGUUGUGGUGUGCUGUGGGGGUUGAACUCAGAAAUGGGGCAUUUCUCCUCGAUGUUUAACGGACUGGCAAGAUCGUUUUCAUUAAAAAAAGAGAAAAAUUCUUGGAGUUGUGAUGGAAGAGGAGCUGCAGAAGCAAUGGCAAGGGAAGCCAAGAAGAAUGACUUGAUUUUAAGGUCUUCCGGAUUUGUUAAUGUAGAUGGUUCCAACAAUUUUGCCUCAGUUUUCUCCAAGAGAGGCCAGAAAGGUGUUAACCAGGAUUGUGCUAUUGUCUGGGAGGAAUUUGGAUGUCAAGAGGAUAUGAUAUUUUGUGGGAUAUUUGAUGGGCAUGGUCCGUGGGGCCACUUUGUGGCAAAAAGGGUCUGUGAAUCGAUGCCUUCUUCCUUGCUUUGUAAUUGGCAGGAGACUCUUGCUGAAGCGUCAGUUCUUCCCGAGAUUGACUUGGAUUCUGAUAAAAAGCAUCAUGGGUUCAAUAUAUGGAAGCAUUCUUAUGUUAAGACUUGUGCUGCUAUUGAUCAGGAGCUUGAACAACAUCGUAAGAUUGAUUCUUUCUUUAGUGGAACAACCGCAUCGACAAUUGUUAGACAGGGUGAAUACAUCAUUAUAGCCAAUGUUGGUGACUCUCGUGCUGUAUUAGCUACCACUUCUGAUGAUGGAAACUUGGUACCAGUUCAGCUAACAGUUGAUUUCAAGCCCAACUUACCUCAGGAGGCUGAGAGGAUAGUCCAGUGCAAGGGGCGUGUAUUCUGUCUAGAAGAUGAGCCUGGGGUGCAUAGGGUCUGGCUUCCAGAUGGGGAAUCACCAGGACUGGCAAUGUCUCGAGCCUUUGGUGAUUAUUGUGUAAAGGAAUAUGGACUAAUUUCGGUGCCUGAAGUAACACAAAGGCAUAUAACCAGCAAAGACCAAUUUGUCGUGCUUGCAACAGAUGGAGUUUGGGAUGUCAUCUCCAAUCAAGAAGCAGUUGAAAUUGUAUCUUCAACACCAGACAGGGCAAAGUCGGCCAAGCAUCUGGUUGAGUGUGCUGCUCAUGCCUGGAAACGAAAGAGAAAGGGGAUUGCAAUGGAUGAUAUUUCUGCCAUUUGUCUCUUCUUUCACUCUUCAUCUCUGUCUCAGGAAGUUAGCAUUGUUUCAACGCCAAAAUAGUAACAAAAAUUAGCAAGGAAAUAUUUCCUUGUUUGUCAUUUCUCGCAAACUAACUAUGUAUCUUAUUUAAUGCAUUUAGUUUAUCUGAAAUAGUUCAUAUCAGGUUCAUGUGCUAUCCUCUUCCUUUGUGUUAGCUAAUCAAUGAAAUUGGUUCACAGACUUCAA